Molecule: messenger RNA, 3057 nt
Organism: Sabethes cyaneus
Lineage: Eukaryota; Metazoa; Arthropoda; Insecta; Diptera; Culicidae
Exons: 7
Coding region: 1-3057 (1018 amino acids)
Source: RefSeq, a predicted model, not a curated record
AUGGAUUUUAUUGAGGAAACGUCUCCAACGUGUUUGGUAACGGUAGGUAAACAAGAAAAUUUUUGGAGGCUUAUCGAAGAAGAAAUUGGAAAAGUAGCACCUCACGUGAAAAAUAUUCUGAAUUAUCAGAACCUUGCUGCAAACAAAGCAAUAGGCUCUGUGACGGAUAAUGAUAUCGACAUUAUCGAACAACAAUUAAGAAAUUCAGCCGGACGCGUUUCAAAGUGGUUGAGUGGCGGUAUGACACUGGAUGCAGUGUACGGUGCAUACGCAGACCAACCUGAACAGUUCAUGUUCUCACUCGGCGAAAAACGUGUGAUUUCUACUAUUGCCACAACAGUAAGAGACCAGGGAAUUAAAAAAUUUCUUAGCGAACGAAAGAAUGCUUCUUUACACGACUGCAGUACUUCGGUUCCUGUCAUAAACCAAGAAAGCGAACGGGAUACUUUAAUUCAACGCAUUAGGCAUCACAUAUCACAGAGUUGGGAUUCCAGUAAGAUUAGUUUGGACGAAAGCCGCGCUGGGUUAUUAAUAGCUCUGCUUCCUUGUCCAGUUUGUGGUAAGCAACUGAAAGCUACCAGACUUCCCCCGCGGUCAUGGAUGACUUAUAAUUUACUACGACAUGUCAACAAUCAUCAAUCAUCUCCACCCAUCGAUGGGAUAUCAAAGAAUCGAUCAAAGAAGAGCAGAACUAUUUCUAAACGAUAUAAGCUAGACCAGUAUGCAACCGAUGAUGAAGAAAUAUCAUUCAUAGAACAGCAAAAGCAAUUUCAUGCAAACGUCACAGAUGAUGAUUCAGCUAUUAACAUCAACUCAAGCCAAACGCUACGGCUUGUGAUUGAACCAGACUUGGAAGCAGGUAGUACUCAUGCACAUCAAGAAGAUUCUAACGCUAGUGAAGUAGAGAUACUGCAGUACGCGAAUUCACUCACAAACGGUGGGCUACGUUUUAAUCGGGCUCCCGUUAAAGCUGGAUGCCACACGGACCAUCAGCGAACAUCAUCGGCAACGUAUCCUAACGGAACGUCAGUGAUAGUCGGUUGCAUUUUCAAUGUGCGCAUUCACACGCAUCCGGAACGUCACAUCACGGAACGUCAAGGCAAAGGCACUCGUACACUCAUCCGGAUGCAUUCGAGGAUAAAAGACUCAAACAUUCACUCCAGGCAGUAUAGCGAACUGGAGAAGGAUAUAUGUGCCUUCCAAUAUUUGACGGCAGGGAAUGGUCAGUACGAAUAUUUGAGAUCAAAUAUGGCCACUAUGUCGAAGAAGACGAUUCAAAGACAUAUAACUAAAUAUACAGUUAAUCUAAAGGAAGGUGAGGUCGAUGUUAGCGGGCUAAAAAAAUAUUUAGUCGAAAAUGAUUACCCGCUGAUGGUUGUCCUUUCUGAAGACGGCACUAGGAUUACCGCAGCUGCACAAUAUGAUUACCGAAACAAUAGCAUUAGAGGGCUUGUAGCUCCGAUGGAUGCGAACGGACUCCCAACACCAAAUUUGUUUGAGGCAACAACGCCCCGAAAAAUGCAAAGUGACCUAAAUUGCUACCCUAUGGGUAACUAUGCAUAUGUGCAGCUAGCCUUACCCCUGGCACGAAAUGCAGCACCGUAUGUUUUAUAUCACGCUUGCUCGAACAAUAAGUUCGAACACAGUGAUGUCCUCAACAGAUGGUAUUAUGUCGAGGACUUACUAUCUAAGGAGGGCAUUACUGUAGUUGCCCACGCUUCAGAUGGCGAUUCGCGUUUAUUGAAGGCCAUGAAGCAACGAGCAGGAUUCAACACUCGACAUUUUAUGUCACAUUGGGGUAGUUGGUUCAUAUCUGAUCGAAAUCCAAACAGUCCUGUUAGUGUCCAAGACACUAUUCAUACAAUAAACAAACUGAGAAAUCGGUUACUAAACGGAGACAUGCUAAUCGGUAGUCACACAAUAUCAAAACAGCACCUUAAAAGCCUGUUGGCAAAAACUAGCAAGGAUAAACACGGACUGUGUUUGUCUGACAUCGACCUGAAGGACAAAAUGAAAUUCGGACCCACGAUGAAAUUGUUGAAUCCUGCUGUUACGCAAUGCCUUAACGAAAAUAUAGAAGGUAGCGAAGGUACAGCUGUAUUCAUUGACAUGAUGGGAAAAUUAUAUCGAUCGUACAUCGAAAAAGAUGUUACUUUACUAGAACGAGUGUAUAACAUAUGGGUUGUCAACUUUUUCAUGCGUGGUUGGAGAAACUGGUGCUUGCAAAAGCGAAUAAACUCGAAGCUUUGCAUUACAACCAACGCGUACUGCUGUGUAGAACUUAAUUCCCAUGCGUUACUAGAAUUCAUCACAGCUUGUCGGGAUCGGAAUGUUCCGGAGCAAUGUAUCAUUGAAAAUCUUUCAAGCCAGCCCUGCGAAAAAAUCUUUCGUCAGUUAAGAUCGAUGGCUUCGACCAAUCAAACUAUUGUCAACUUCACCGUCAAGGAACUAACCGAGAAACUAAGGAGAAUUCAAAUGAAAAUGACCAUUAUGCUUAAGCACCAGAAGAGUAUCAACUUCCCAGCCUUAAUAUGCGAAUCGUCAACCGAACAAUCUAUGCCAUCCGACGACGAGUUAAUAACUGUAGUUGAAAAAGCAAUGAUCACUGCCCGUCGUAUAUUAUUUAAUCUCGGUUUGGAUAACGAUAGUAUUGAUUUAUGCAAUUCGUUAAACAAAACAGACACCAUGCUACCGGCAAUCGAAUUCAUAAACAUCGGAGCGGAUUUAUGUGUUUCUGAUGAUGAAAUGGAAUCUGAGGACAUAGAACAUACAGAAAGCUUUUUGCAAGAUGAACCAAUAUCUGACGAAGGCGAUCAUUCUCAUGAGACUACUACAACUGGUGAUAUUUUCGAUGCAGCCGAAUUGUUCGAUAAUUGCAAUGAUGGAUUAAAUUUAAAAAGCAGUCGUGUGGGUGAUAGACACUCUUUCAAAAUAAGAGAUUCGGAUGGGCGAAUAAAAGUAAUAAAAAAAUCUACGGUACUGUGGAUGUUCACGCAAGGUCGCCAGCAGUUAUCAACGGAUCGAAUUCGUCGUUUUCAACAAAAAAUGGUUCUGUGA